Bufo bufo (common toad) is the source of this 879-nucleotide messenger RNA. It is a transcript of the gene TERB2, whose product is annotated as telomere repeat binding bouquet formation protein 2. The transcript is spliced from 7 exons. Gene Ontology annotation, biological process: homologous chromosome pairing at meiosis; meiotic attachment of telomere to nuclear envelope. NCBI's taxonomy places the organism in Eukaryota, Metazoa, Chordata, Amphibia, Anura, Bufonidae. The record is from RefSeq and is a predicted model, not a curated record. Bases 1 to 879 code for a protein of 292 amino acids. Gene Ontology annotation, cellular component: nuclear inner membrane.
AUGUUGAUCCAGAUAGUGGGUGAGGCGCCCUAUGUCUUCAAAUCACCAGUUGAAGCGCGAAAAUCUGCAGAGGCCCAGGGAUGGAUAUCAGGAAAGGAGCUAGACAAGACAAGCAAACCAAGCAAGAGAUACUUGUCAAUCCAACGCCAAGAAGGAGACAAAGAAAGUUUCCAUUCUACCAUCCAGGCACCCACUACAUCGGAACACAGAUGGAGCAAAUGGAAGAGAGCACCUGGGAAGGAAUCGCAAGCUGCAGAAGCCAGAUCUUCUCCGAAAAACACAAAGACUGAACCGGUAUGCAACUUUCGCAGUGGACUGACAAAGUCUGAAGAUGGCAUCAUUACAAACUCAAGCCAUCAAGCCGAUUAUCUCUUCAGUAUGGAUGCAUCUCACCAUGACACUCAGAGAAUAUAUAAUAGUCUGGAGUACAUUGAAAACAAAGCUACUGUGUUUCAUGCAAGCUUCCUGAGAUCACAUAUCCAAUUUAAAACUAAAACUAUGGUCAUACUUGGGCACUUUAUACUCCCCCCACCCUCUCUGCAUGAAGAGAUCAGAAGGGAAAUCGGCAACUUCUUUUGGGAACAAGAUAACUUCGUAGAUAUCCAGCAGCGUAGAGAUGAAGAGGAUGAGCCAAUGGACCCUGAAUAUGAUAAGAGGAAAACGGCUGGCCGUGAACAAUCAGCUGAUGUGAGACUCCACACUCUUCCCAAGUACCCCGAAAAUAAUAUGCUUUCAGGUUACACUUCCAUUGACCAGUUGAGAAAAUUCUCAGAAGAACUUCAUGAUUUUAUACCUGACACCUCAGAAUAUCGUGUUUUAUAUGUUCAUGGUGAAAGCAGCAAUUUUCCAGGGAUUAAAAAUUUAAAUAGCAAAAAAUAG